This is a messenger RNA of Rhodamnia argentea, 619 nucleotides long. RefSeq names its product disease resistance protein L6-like. Gene Ontology annotation, biological process: signal transduction. Lineage: Eukaryota; Viridiplantae; Streptophyta; Magnoliopsida; Myrtales; Myrtaceae. The record is from RefSeq and is a predicted model, not a curated record. The transcript has 3 exons. Bases 19 to 501 code for a protein of 160 amino acids.
CAACACCUCCAAAAAAACAUGGCAUCAACCAGUGGUUCCGGCAAGUCCGCGACCCAGUACGACGUGUUCCUGAGCUUCAGAGGGCCCGACACUCGCAACAACUUCACCGACGUCCUCUACGGGACUAUGGUCCGCCAGGGGAUCGUUGCCUACAGAGACAGCGAAGAGCUCCACGCCGGUGACCGGAUCGACGAUCUCCUCAGAGCAGUCGGCAACUCCAAGAUCUGCAUACCGGUCUUCUCCAGAGGCUACGCUUCGAGCCCUUGGUGCCUCCGUGAGCUCGCUCGUAUGAUGGAGCUCUAUGAAUCGACCGGGAAGCCGGAGAUCCUACCCAUCUUCUUUGACGUCUCGGCCUCUGACGUCAAGCUCAAGACGGAACUGUACGUGAAGGACUUGGACAAGUACGAGCAGAGGGCCGGAGGCGACAGCAAGGAACGGUGGGAGGCGGCUCUGAGAAAAGCGGGUCAGAUCGUAGGAUGGGAAGUACAAGGGAAACCUUGAAAGACCUUGGAAGAGACAUAGUUCGGCAAGAAUGUUCUCGGAAUCCGACAGGGCACAAUAGGUUGUGGAAUGGUGAAGAAGCUUUGAAAGUAGUAAGGUCAAAAGAGGUAAAGUAAAA